Messenger RNA from Nyctereutes procyonoides (raccoon dog), 1114 nucleotides. RefSeq names its product mitochondrial ribosomal protein L2 (gene MRPL2). Gene Ontology annotation, cellular component: ribosome. The record is from RefSeq and is a predicted model, not a curated record. Lineage: Eukaryota; Metazoa; Chordata; Mammalia; Carnivora; Canidae. Gene Ontology annotation, biological process: cytoplasmic translation. The coding region runs from base 8 to 1078 and encodes 356 amino acids. Gene Ontology annotation, molecular function: structural constituent of ribosome; RNA binding. The transcript is spliced from 7 exons.
GGGGGCGAUGGCGGUGGGGGGAGGUGCGGGUGGCCGGCCGAGGCCCGCCGCACCGGCGAGCACCCAGCCGCCCGACAAUCCCGAGGUCAACGUGUCUGUCCGUAGCGCAGGGGGCGGGGCAGGCCGUCUGUCCGUCUGUCUGGACGCCGAGGGGCGGGAAGACUCGCAGGGGGCGGAGUUUUUCAGCCAGUCUGGAGUUGUGCGAGGUCAGCUGGUGGGAAUUUGUUCAUCUGUCCGGGAAUGCGGAAAAGAGGUAACAAGUAGUACCCUUCUCCAGCUGCCCUCUUCCUCAGUGUUGAUCCCCUGCCGCCCAGUGCUUACCUCUGUGGCCCUUAAUGCCAAUGUUGUGUCCUGGAAGAGUCGUACCAAGUACACCAUUACGCCAGUGAAGAUGAGGAAGUCUGGGGGCCGAAACCACACAGGACGAAUCCAAGUGCAUGGUAUUGGCGGGGGCCACAAGCAGCGUUAUCGCAUGAUUGACUUUCUGCGGUUCCGGCCUGAGCUGGAAACAAAGCCAGGACCUUUUGAAGAGAAGGUCAUCAUGGUCCGCUAUGAUCCCUGUAGAUCAGCAGACAUAGCUCUGGUUGCUGGGGGCAGCCGGAAACGCUGGAUCGUUGCCACAGAAAACAUGCAGGCUGGAGAUAUAAUCCUGAACUCUGACCACAUAGGCCGAAUGGCAGUUGCUGCUCGGGAAGGGGAUGCACAUCCUCUUGGGGCCUUGCCUGUGGGAACCCUCAUCAACAACGUGGAGAGUGAGCCUGGCCGGGGGGCCCAGUAUAUCCGAGCCGCAGGGACAUGUGGUGUGCUGCUUCGGAAAGUGAAUGGAACAGCCAUCAUCCAGCUGCCGUCCAAGAGGCAGAUGCAGGUUCUGGAAACGUGCAUGGCAACAGUGGGCCGGGUAUCCAACGUUGAUCAUAACAAACGGGUCAUCGGCAAGGCUGGGCGGAACCGCUGGCUGGGCAAGAGGCCUUCCAGCGGGCUAUGGCACCGAAAGGGGGGCUGGGCUGGCCGCAAGAUUCGACCAUUGCCUCCCAUGAAGAGUUACGUCAAGCUGCCUUCGGCAGCUGCCCAAAACUGAUAUCCCUGAAUUCUAAUAAAAUCGCUCCUAUUUUUA